AUGUCUGCGGAUGAUGCGUUUACUCCGUUCCUCCCACGGGACGGUGAUGAGCUGGUAAACCCGCAAGCGUAAGCUUCGAUCCUUUUUCCAAAUAUUUUUUCUACGUUUAGAUAAUUUUUAGAUAAUAAUUUUUAAUUUUACUUCCUUCUGAUGAACAGCUAAGCCUCUUAGCCACAUUAAAUUUAUUUUUAGACCUGAAAACAUCCAACCUCGAGAAGAAAUUCUCACCAAGCUUCAAGAACUAUUGUCCAAAUGCCCCACCACAACACUGCAUCAACUUAAUGAAGUGUCCCGUCAAUGCAACGACAUCCAUCUCGGAACAUGGCUGAGCCGAAUAACCUGCACGUUCGUCGGUCGCCCUCAACAUCUACCACCGGCCCCUACUCCACCAACUCUUUAUACCGCUCCGUCCAAAACCAGUGGCCGCAUCAACACAUGA
Bursaphelenchus xylophilus (pine wood nematode) is the source of this 439-nucleotide messenger RNA. The record is from the annotation of a GenBank genome assembly. Lineage: Eukaryota; Metazoa; Nematoda; Chromadorea; Rhabditida; Aphelenchoididae.